Molecule: messenger RNA, 830 nt
Organism: Nicotiana tabacum (common tobacco)
Lineage: Eukaryota; Viridiplantae; Streptophyta; Magnoliopsida; Solanales; Solanaceae
Source: RefSeq, a predicted model, not a curated record
AUUUUUCUAAAACAGGAAAGCUGGCGCAGACCAAAAGGUAUUGAUUCUCGUGUUAGAAGAAAGUUUAAGGGUUGUGUGCUGAUGCCCAAUAUUGGAUAUGGGUCUGACAAGAAGACACGUCACUAUCUUCCCAAUGGCUUCAAGAAGUUUGUUGUGCACAAUGCGAGUGAACUCGAGAUCUUAAUGAUGCACAACCGAACUUACUGUGCAGAGAUUGCACAUAAUGUGUCCACAAGGAAGAGGAAAGAAAUUGUUGAGCGAGCAGCACAACUUGAUGUGGUUGUGACGAACAAGCUUGCUAGGCUACGCAGCCAGGAGGAUGAAUGAGCACUUUGGCUUUAGUAUCUUUAUAAUGUCAGUGUCUGGACAUGUCUGCAAAUCAAAUUUUGUUCGAUAUGGAUUUUUGCCCAUCCUUGUGUGGCUAAUGUUAAAACUUUUCAGAUUUUACGUAUUUACUCCAGUCCUCUGGGUGAUAAGUUGCCACUAUGGUUACAUUCUACAUGCAUCUAUGGGAUUUGUAGACUAUAUUAUACAAGAGCUGCUGAAACGGACCAUAGGAAACUAUAGUUUAAAUCUCAGCAUUGGCAGAAAAUGCUAGGUGCCUUGUUUUCAUCUGCCUAGAGUUUAAAUCUCAGCAUUGGCAGUAAAUUUUGUUGAUGUUAUGCAAGCUAAUCCGGACACAAGACUUUAGAGUUUUGUUACAGAAGAAAGAUCCAAGUAAGGUGAUUGAAGCAUUUUGUUUGGGAUGUGCUAGUAGAUACAGCUCCUCCAUUUUUGUCUUGAAGAUGAAAAGAAAUUUUGAGAGUUUACUUGAGAAACUGCUUAUCUUA